This is a messenger RNA of Aureobasidium pullulans EXF-150, 1494 nucleotides long. RefSeq lists its product as uncharacterized. The record is from RefSeq and is a predicted model, not a curated record. The transcript has 3 exons. Bases 1 to 1494 code for a protein of 497 amino acids. NCBI's taxonomy places the organism in Eukaryota, Fungi, Ascomycota, Dothideomycetes, Dothideales, Saccotheciaceae.
AUGACUACGAAGGAGGAUCUUGUGCCCGGAGGCCGAUGGCUGCUCCAGACUGGCGAAGGUUAUCUGGGCGCACUGAGAGCUAUCGCCGUUGGCAUGGCUGCUGAUCCGAAUCUCAUCAGGCCAUUGGACUGGGAAUUCUUCUCCCAUGAGGUUCAGUCUUUUCUGGCUAUCAGGGGCGUCUGGACGACAUUGGUGCUGAACCCAGAUAAUCCAGACUUGGAAAACAUGGCGGAGUUUGAGGAGUGUCUCCAUGAGGUGAUGGAUGAAUACCAUGAUCGAUACCCAUCAACUCUUAGCUACAGACUGUUUCUCACCACCGGCGAUGGUUCGGGUCUCUGCAGAUCCUCGCAGACAAGAACAUCAGUUUCAUCCUGGACAAAUAUUGCAAUUCGCUACGAUGACGGUCUCUGGUACGGAUGUGGUUACUUUGCAGAGUCAUCCGAGGACCCUAACCUCCAAGUCGCUGCACAAUCGAACAACGUCGAAGAUCUUACAAGCGCUGCUUCGGACCCCACUAUCUCUGAGCCCAACAAGACUGUGCGAGGGACUGAAGUCUCUAUUAACCAAUCGCCCGAGAAAAUCAGCAGAGUCGAAUCCUCCAACACCAUGGACGAUCUUGUCCCUGGUGGCAGAUGGAUACAAACACCCGGCAACAACUUCGAAAGCGCUGUGUACGCAUUGGCAAUCGGAUUGAGUGCUAAUCCAAGAGUCACCCGUCCCCUGAAGUGGAAUAGUAUUAGACCCGAAAGAAUUCACUACGAUUACCUCAAGCCCUGCUGUAACACCGCGUUUCGCGGAUCGGACGAAUCAUUCAAUCCCAACGAUCCAAUGAACGAAAAGUUCCUCUCUGUUGCCAUGGAAGAAUGGAACAAGUACGCGAAGAACAAGCUUCACCUGUUUGCAGAGAUCGAAGGGGAGAUCACGCAGCUGGUCGUAUACAAGGGGGAUGCUGAGCCUACCACUGUUCUGGUCCGUCUUACUGGAGACAGAUGGGAAGGCUGCGGAUACUGCAGGGAUGACGAGGCCGACGUAUCCGAGACAUACAACACUGCUACCUUGCUCCCUACCGAGGACGUGAACCAAGACGCACUAUCUCUUGUCGUGUAUCCCGGUAUCACUACUGAGCCCGAGGCUUCUCACGAUGCUCCAAUCUCGAGCGACAGCGAGAAGAUGGGCGAAAAAUUCGAGUUAGAGCUCCAGACGGUGCUCUCGCGUUCUGAGCCGCUGCUUAUUGCCAUCUCAGGUAUAGUCCCCGCCAUGGAGAAGCUGAACAUGUCCCUCAACGAAGUACGAACUGGCCUAAGAGCAGCCACUAAACCGACACGUGACAGAAGCUACACCGGGCCCAAAAGAAAGCCUAAUACUGCCUUUCCCAAAGUUCCUUCAGCCGCGGAUAUGAACGACACACAAGUUCAUCAGUCCAACGCCUCUACUCAGUCGAUUUCUGCAUAUCAUGAUGCAGAUCAUGAUGACUCUUGCAGUGAUUCUGAUUGA